CGAUCCCCCCGCAACUCCUUCAUCCGGCCCCCGUGUGCUACAUUGUUCAGAAGGACCUCCGGCUUUCGGAGAGGCUUUCCGCGGGUGGGGGAAGUGGCUGUAGGGAAGAAGGGGAUUGUGAAGCUUACCUUCUCCGAACUUUAUUUAGGCUUUCAAGAAAACAAAGUCAAGUCUCGUCGGCCGAUUUCUAGUUGAGCAGCUAAAAUUUAAGAACCAUGGAGCAAUACCCUGAUCUGCAAGAAGACCUGAGUCUUGAGGACACCAAUGAGUCUCUUAACCAGCUCAAAUUGGCUUCUCUAGAUGAUAAGAACUGGCCACCAGAUGAAGUGCCCGUUUUUCCAAAGUCAGAUGACACCAAGGGCUCCCCUGAUUCUGUCACUCACUUGCGGUGGGAUGACCCAUACUAUGACAUCGCUAGGCACCAGAUUGUGGAAGUAGCAGGUGAUGACAAGUAUGGUCGGAAAGUAAUUCUGUUCAGUGCCUGCCGGAUGCCUCCCAGCCAUCAGCUUGAUCAUGUGAAACUGCUGAGCUAUUUGAAGCAUACAUUGGACCAAUAUGUGGAGAGUGACUAUACCUUGGUCUAUCUGCACCAUGGCCUGACCAGCGAGAACAAGCCAUCCCUGAGUUGGCUGCGGGAUGCCUACCGGGAAUUUGACCGCAAAUAUAAGAAGAACAUCAAAGCAUUAUACAUUGUGCACCCGACCAUGUUCAUCAAGACACUUUUGAUUCUCUUCAAGCCCUUAAUCAGCUUUAAGUUCGGCCGGAAGAUUUUCUAUGCAAACUACCUGAGUGACUUGGAGGAGCAUGUGAAGCUGGAGCAGCUGGGAAUCCCAAGCCAGGUGCUAAAGUAUGAUGAAUAUCUGAGAUCACUGCAGAAGCCUUCCCAGGCGCCUCAGAAGGUAACACCACCCCGCCCACCACUGCCAAACCAGCAGUUUGGAGUUUCUCUCCAACACUUAAGGGAGAAGAGUACAGACCAGAAUCCUGUACCACUGGUGGUCAGAGAGACCAUUGCGUUUCUACAGGAGCAUGCCCUUACUACCCAAGGGAUUUUCCGACGAUCAGCAAACACACAGACAGUUAGAGAGGUUCAGCAGAAAUACAAUAUGGGGCUGCCUGUGGACUUCCUUCAAUAUGAGGAUGUGCACCUCCCAGCUGUGAUACUGAAGACCUUCUUGCGGGAACUUCCUGAGCCUCUUCUCACCUUUGGUCUCUACAGUGAUGUUGUCAAUUUCUACAGUGCGGAGGAAGAAAAACGUGUAGAUAUUGUUCGUAAAACCCUUCAGACACUUCCAGAGGAAAACUAUCAAGUGCUUUAUUCACUGAUGUCCUUUCUUGGGCAGGUUGCUGCUAACAGUGAAAUCAACAAGAUGACCAACACAAACCUUGCAGUUGUUUUUGGCCCAAACCUGCUGUGGGCCAAAGAUGCAGCCAUAACCCUCAAAGCCAUCAAUCCUAUCAACACCUUCACGAAGUUCCUACUGGACAACCAGAGGGAGCUUUUCCAGAAUGUGGAGGCUUGAUCUCGAGCCUGCCUGUACUCGCAUACCCUGUGUCCACUGUGACCACUUCCUCCCCUCUCUUUCUGCAUCCCCAUUUUCCUUUCUGUCUUGUUACAGAGCUGUGGCCAAGUCUGGGGAAGCUCCAGGUGAUGAGCAGAGUGAGAGGGCUUGAGGAUGUUGUAGGUGCGCGUGUGUGGGGGGAGGGGGGAUCAUGUGAGGUGGGAAGCAGGCUUUCUCAUCUCUAAAAAUGCCUUGGCUGUCCUGUCUUUCUUGGUAGUUAGUGACCAAGCUGCUCUUAACUGCUUAAGUUCCCUUCUUUUGCUGAGUUGAUCCCAUCAAAUGGCUCUCCUUGGAUCCUGGUAGAAUUCCCACCUAUUGAUACCUGUGUGAUCUGAACUAAUACAUGUUGCUUUGGUGAUGCUUUUGCAGAAGGGAAUCUACUUUAGUUUCUCUUCUCUGGACUGUGUUUGGUCUCCAUAUGUAGACAAGUCAGGCAUGCCUGAGCAUUUCUCUUGGAAGACUGAUGAAGAAUGGAUUUGCAAGCUUAGGACAAAGUUAUGUUGUAAGAGAAGAUUGCACUGUUCUGAGAGCACUCAACUUUUCUUAACAGUGCCUACAAAGCUAUUUGUACAUUUCAGGGAGCUCUGGCACAUACUGUAGGUGUUCUUAAAAUUUCCCUAUACAGUAGAAUUAUCUCCUUCCAAUAUUAUGGAACCCGCUUAUCUGUAGUGUUCUCCUGCAGGAGACUACCUGCCAGCAGAAUUUCUCUCCCAAACUAGCCUUGCCUUUCUCUCCUAAUUGGAAAUGUGACUGUUUGGUUUGGCAGGGGGAGGGGGCUUCCUCCUGACUCACAAGUUUCUAGGCAUUUUGCAGGGGAUGUCUGCCCUGGUGGCAUUAGCUCCCCGAACUGUCAAUGCAGAUUUGCCACUGCCAAUUCCUAUGACUGAAGCACAGGCACUGUACAUGAUGACCAGCAUCUGUUUCCCUUGUUGCAGCCACUGGGGUUACUUUUCUUAGGCAAAAGGCUGGUCACUGAGACCAAAUCUUAUACAGAAAUCACCCUGCCCUAUAUACUGGACUCUCUUGUGCCAAAAUUGGGGGAGGGUGAGCUUUCUCAUUCAAACAAUCUAUCUUUGAGUCCUUGUUGGGCUCAGAUGUAGUUCUCUAAUAUUGCCAGAAUGGCUUUCAUGUACUGUUCAUUCAGUACAUGGUGGUAUGACAUGCGUAGCCCUUCAGUAUAGCUAGUUUCUUGCCCAACUGAACUGUUCCCCUUUCAGACCAGGGAAUUGAGCCAGUUUGGGCUCUAAACCAGGCUCAGCCAUUCUCCAAGCACAGAUGUUCUAAGCCAAUAUUGUUUUUAUAAAAUAGCAGUUUCCUACUGGAUCUGCAGCAGUUUUUGCUUUUAAAUAGAACUGUAAAGGAUAUCUUACUGCCGGCUGUCUUCUUAUGGCUUUUUAACCUGUAUCUAGCACAAAUUGAUCCUGUAAAAAAACAGGUUUAGCGUUAUAAAAAGGUCAGCAGUGGUUUUUACACCUGUCCAGAAUCUGUACCAAAACACUUGUGUAGAUGCAUAAUGGGCUACUAUUUAAAAAAAACUGAAUAAAGGCCCUUGGUUUGAUGUGACAAAUGGUCAAUAGAUACCAGCAAGUGGACUGAGAUGAUCCAUGGCCACAGCUCAGCCAUGCCCAUUCAACUGGCUCUAGCCAUUCUUGUGGCAGGAUGUGGAAGGAAUCCAAAACCAGAGAUGCCUGGGGAUGGCAAAUGGUUAAAAAUGAGGGAAUGGUGAGCAAAUUAGAGGAAGCUCAUCAUCCUGUAUAGUCUGUAUUGUAUACAGUGGUAAAUCUGACAGAAUAGAAACUUUUACUGCAUUAGGGAGUUUGGAAUCCUGAAAUUCUGAUGUCCUGUUCAGCUGAGUCAGGAGAACCUUUCACCAAGGAUGCUAACUGAGGAAGUGAAAAGUGGUGGGUGUCGUGAGCCCUUGCCUUCUGUUGUUUUUUGCGUAGAAUGCAACUUUGGCAUGGUUCAAUGAGUGGCUGAUCAAUGAACCUUCACAUUUCAGAAAUCUAUGAGCCCUUGCUGACAACCACUGCCUAGUUCCUGUUUUGUGAUGUGCCAUGGUGAAUAGAGCCUAGGUUCUGAAUAGAGACUGGAAAAGUAAAGGCCCAGGUACCUGAGUACUCAGGUCUGCAGGUUCAGCUGCUACCCUCAAACACUAAUUCCUGGACUACUUUGAGGAUUAAGAACAAGGCUGGUGCAGUUCUAGAAUCAAGUCGGAGGUCAGGCAGGUAGUAAGCGGAAUGUUUCGGGUUAUGUUGCCAUGGCUACACAGUUAAGCUUUUAUAAAUUUCACACACUUUAAAAUCCUGUGUAUUUUUUUCUAAUGUCAGAUUGCAAAACUCUGUAUUACUAGGAACUACGCUCACAAAAAGUGCACUCGCAAAACCCUCAAAGUGAGCCAGUGUAAAUAUCUCCAUUGCUUUCUUUACCUUGCUAGAGCUGCCAGGAUGUCUGGAACAUAUGAUUGCUUUGCCUCAUUAUUUUUGUUCUGCCAUUUUCAAAACUAUCAUCACUGUGGCUGGUCUGUGGGGCAGCAUGCUGGACCUGACUGUACUUUUAAGAGUGGUGUGUGGGUCUGGGCCUGUGCCAGUUAGCUUUGCACUACAUUCCCGUUCAGAUUUUGAUCACUAGUGUGCGCUGUCAGAAUUAGGGUGGCAGGCCUCUAAAUAAGCCAUCGGAAUCACUAGAGUACCACCGUGUCAUGGGACCAGUUAUCUGCUUGCCUCCUCUUUUAAGAGGCUGAUAUCCGGUUGGUCAUGGCUUCACAGUUUGUCCUUCGAUGCCCCUCCAGUGUUAGUUCUAAGGCCCCCUUGCUGCUUGGCUUCUAGGUUAAAUAUUGACCACAGUGCUUCAGUGGAGUGUUUCAUCUCCACUUAUCCCUUGCUUGCCUGAUAAUGUCUAUUGGUGUCUUGGAACCCUUUGGACACAUUCUGUGCCCUCAGCUGCAACAGGCAGUCCUGUAUUCAUACUGAGGUUUUGGGUGAUGCAGCUGAGGAUGCCUUAGGAAAACUCUUUGCUGACACAGCAGAGAUCUUUCAUGGCCAAAUGGCCCCGGUCGCUUGCUCUGUUUCUAGGGUCCUUAUGCACAGAUUAUAGCUUAGCUUUUUGUUGUUAUCCUCUGUAUUUUUCAUUCUUAUCACUGAUGUUUAUUGGGAGCAGGGCUGGGGUUUUUACUGUGACAUUAAUUUACACACCCAUGUUUAUUUCCUUCUAAUGGUACCAAUCUUGUAUUUCACAGUUUGCACUUUUUGUACUUCAAUAAAGACCCAAAGCCAAUAUCA
This is a messenger RNA of Varanus komodoensis (Komodo dragon), 4840 nucleotides long. RefSeq names its product Rho GTPase activating protein 1 (gene ARHGAP1). Gene Ontology annotation, molecular function: GTPase activator activity. The transcript is spliced from 13 exons. Gene Ontology annotation, cellular component: cytoplasm. Bases 216 to 1523 code for a protein of 435 amino acids. Gene Ontology annotation, biological process: small GTPase-mediated signal transduction; negative regulation of endocytic recycling. NCBI's taxonomy places the organism in Eukaryota, Metazoa, Chordata, Lepidosauria, Squamata, Varanidae. The record is from RefSeq and is a predicted model, not a curated record.